AUGGCGGAGAGUGCUGUGAGCUUCUUAGUUGAAUACUUGGGAGCUUUGCUGGUGGAGGAAGCACGGUUGCUGAAGGGGGUCCAUGGAGAAGUCUGUGACAUCAGAGAUGAGUUAGACAGAAUUAAAUCCUUUUUAAGGGAUGCUGAUACAAGACAAGACACAGACCAAAGCCUCAAGAUAUGGGUGAAACAAGUAAGAGAAAUCGCUUAUGAUGUCGAGGAUGUUCUCGACAAGUUCAUGCUCGGCAAAGCACAAGAGCAACACGAUUCUCAGGGAUGCAUCGACUUUCUUUAUAUACUCAUCAAGCAGUUCAUGGUGCAUCAUCAGACUGCAUCCUCAAUACAAGAUAUCAAAACCCGAAUAGGUAUGAUUACGGAGAGAAAAGACGCUUACGCUCUCAAUAGAAUAGAGCAAGGUUCAAGCUCCAAUAACAUGAGUGAUCAAUGGUAUGAUCCUCGAUUGAAUGCUCUUUUCAUUGAGGAAGCUCAUCUUGUGGGCAUCGACAUGCCGAGGAGGCAAUUGAUCAGAUGGUUAAUGAAUGGAGAUUCGAGACUCUCGACGAUUUCGGUGGUUGGUAUGGGUGGCCUAGGCAAGACCACUCUAGUAAAGAAAGUCUAUGAUAGCCAACAAGUGAAGAAAUGUUUUGAAACAUAUGCUUGGAUCACCGUCUCGCAAUCAUUCAAACCAGAGGAUCUACUCAGAAACAUGAUAAAGCAAUUCUCCGAGGCAAAGAAAGAUCAGUCUCCCGAAGGAGUAGAUGCGAUGACACAGGUCGAGCUAAUCCAAGUGCUACGGAGCUACUUGCAGAACAAGAGGUAUGUGCUUGUUCCUGAUGAUGUAUGGGAAGCACAUGUAUGGAAUUUCAUAGGCAAUGCAUUGCCCACUAGUGAAUAUGGUAGCUGGGUAAUGAUCACCACACGCAAAGGUGAUGUUGCAUCAUCUUCUUGCAUUGGACCUUCCAAUCACAUCUACAACCUUCAGCCUCUGCAUCCAGAAAAUGCCUGGUCCCUCUUUUGCAGGAAGGCAUUCCAAUCAAAUGAGGAGAACAGUUGUCCUCAGGAAUUGGAGAAGCUUUCUCGAAGUUUCGUAAAAAAAUGUCAAGGACUACCUCUUGCAAUUGUCACAUUAGGUAGUCUUUUGUCAAUGAAGGGAAAGACGUAUGUUGAGUGGGAGAUGAUUCACCGUAGCCUUGGAUCAGAGCUUGAAAGCGAUGACAAUCUUAGAAGCAUGACGAAAAUAUUAUUACUCAGUUUCAAUGACUUGCCUUACUACCUGAAAUCAUGCUUCUUGUAUUUGAGUAUUUUUCCAGAAGAUUAUGCCAUUAAGCGUAUGAAACUAAUUCGGCUAUGGAUAGCUGAGGGUUUUGUCGAAAGAAAUGAAGGCAGGUCAAUGGAAGAGGUUGCUGAAGGCUACCUCAAUGUGCUCAUCACUAGAAAUCUUGUUCUAGUGACAGAACGGAAAUCUUAUGGCAAGGUGAUCACUUGUCAAAUCCACGAUCUUGUGCGGGAGAUGAUUAUUCCAAAAUUCAGGGAGGAGCACUUCUUUGCAUCUUCUGUUGAAGAGAACAUGAACAGAAUCCGGCAUCUGUCGAUUUGCAACGAUGGUGAGAAUUUUCCAAAAUUUGAUGCCUUCUCCCGUCUUCACUCUCUGUUCAUUUUUGGGGUGGAUGGGCUAUUCAAAACUCCUGCAAUCACAUCGUUUGCUAGCUUAAGGUUGUUGAAGGUGGUGGAUCUUGAAAAUGUGUCCGUGGACAUCUUUCCUGAUGAUCUAACAAGCUUGUUGCAUUUGAGGUACCUAAGCUUGGAGAAUACAAAGAUCAAGAAGGUUCCAAGUUCGUUGGGGAAGCUAAAGAACUUAGAAACAUUGAAUCUUAAGGGCACCUUUGUAUGUGAAUUGCCAGUUGAGAUUCUCAAGCUCGAGCGCCUCCACCACCUCCUCGUUUAUCGCUAUCAUAUAACGGUGGUUUAUUUACCUUUUAACUCUGUGUAUGGAGUUAAGGUGUCAGCUGGAAUUGGGCAUAUGAGAUCCCUACAGAAGUUGGCAUGCAUAGAGGCAGAGAGCGGAAUCAUUAGAGAGCUGGGGAAUCUCACCCAACUAAGGAGGUUAGGCAUUAUCAAGCUAAAAAGGGAAGAUGGGAACGAUUUGUGCACUUCUGUUGAGAAGAUGGAGUACCUUCAGUCCUUGGAUGUGACAUCAAUGGAUGAGGAGGAGGUUCUCGACCUGCAUUCUUUAUCGCAUCCUCCGCUACCUCUUCAAUGUCUAUAUUUGACAGGGCGUUUGGAGAAGUUACCCAAAUGGAUUGCCUCGUUUCAUAAUCUGGUCGCCGUCUGUCUGAGAUGGUCCAGAUUGAGGGAUGAUCCACUCAAAGCCCUUCAGUCACUGCCCAAUUUGGUGGAACUCGAGCUACGGCGAGCUUUUGAUGGAGAAGAGUUAUGUUGCGAGGGCAGAGGAUAUCCAAGACUCAAGCAAUUAUUGCUCAUUGAGUUGAUGGGAUUGAAGAAGGUGAGGGUGGACAAGGGAGCAAUGUCUAGCCUUGAAGAGCUAGAUAUUAGACAUUGUGAAGAAUUAGUGGAGGUGCCGUUGUGGCUGGAACAUCUCACUAACCUCAAAGAACUCUACCUGCAAGACAUGUCUGUGGCUUUCUUGAAGGGGCUAAGAAAGGAUGGAGUGGAAGAGUUAGUGAAUUCCAUUCAGCACAUUCCACUCAUACGAUACACAAACACUCGAGAAAGUACUUAUUGGGACUUAUCAUGAUUCAGGAGAGGACACUCACAAGAUUAAAGCAGUUGUUGGGUGAAUGUUUUAUAUUUCCCUUCUUCCUAAUCACAACUGAUAUUUUUGUUCUCUACAAAGAUUCACGCUUUUUUCCUCUUGCAAAUGCUUUCAUUUUCUUCUUUCCUUUAUUUUUGUGACAUUUUUAUAGUUGUUUCAAGGAGGCCGGUUGUUGGGAGACCGCAGAAGCAUGCACAGAAACACACGAUUUUACGUGGGAAACCCUUGUGGGAAAAAAGUACGGCACAAAGCGACAACAAAAUCCACUAUGAAUAAUGAAUUUUAAGAGAUUGAUGAACUUACAGAUACAAAGCCCUUCCGAAAACCCACUGUCACACUCAAAACCCACUAUGGUUAAAGGGAUUGACGAGUGGUCUACAUUCAACGUACAUGUGUGGCCACCUGAU
Magnolia sinica is the source of this 3179-nucleotide messenger RNA. Its product is annotated as disease resistance protein RPM1-like. The transcript has a single exon. Gene Ontology annotation, biological process: defense response to other organism. Gene Ontology annotation, molecular function: ADP binding. Bases 1 to 2754 code for a protein of 917 amino acids. The record is from RefSeq and is a predicted model, not a curated record. NCBI's taxonomy places the organism in Eukaryota, Viridiplantae, Streptophyta, Magnoliopsida, Magnoliales, Magnoliaceae.